Messenger RNA from Vespula vulgaris, 1756 nucleotides. RefSeq lists its product as uncharacterized. The transcript has 5 exons. NCBI's taxonomy places the organism in Eukaryota, Metazoa, Arthropoda, Insecta, Hymenoptera, Vespidae. The record is from RefSeq and is a predicted model, not a curated record. The coding region runs from base 240 to 902 and encodes 220 amino acids.
UUCACAACAUUUCAACUCAACAAAUCACAAGAUGCCAUCUGGUAUACUAUAAAUACUUUCCAUUGCACAAGGAUGGCUAUAACAGAGUUAUAAAUAAGUAACUUCGUGGCAAUCUUCAUUAUAGAAACUUUUCUUAGCUAGUUCUCAGGCUAGAAAUUGACAAUUCUUUAAAGAAACAUAUUCAUUUCUUACUGGUGUCUUAGUAUAAGGUGUUAAGGCUUAAGUGAUAGAUAUAAAAAAUGGUGGCGAUGCGAAUAUUUUUACUUUUCUAUUUAUCCAUGGUUUUGCAUAGAAAAGGUAUUGCCAGAGCGACGGUUACAGUGAAAGAAAUUGCAGCUGGUCAUUUAGCUGAACUUCCAUGUUUAAGCAGCGACGAUCAGCAUCGAUUCAUGUUUUGGCAACUUACCGAUGAUAGACACGUAAUUGGUCCUGGAAAUCCUUUAGAUGUAAAUAAGUACAACUAUGAAGUGUUAACGGGCACACUUUAUAUUAGGGGAGUGUCGACUGCUGAAUCUGGUUUUUAUAAAUGUAUUUCAAGAGGUAUACACGAUCAUUCUGCUGUUAAUGUUCAUAUCGUUGAAUUGAUAGUUAAGAAAAAUUGGGAAGAGGUUUGGGAAAAUGAUUUUGAGGCAAAUUUGCUAAGAGGAAUGACUGCUACGAUGGUAGUAGUUGUAGCUGUGGCUGUUGUCCUUCUUAUUAUAAUUAUCAAACGGAAGAGGAGUCAUGGAUUCUUUGAUUUGGAUGAAUCAAGAGAAAAUUCACCAGCAACAUUUAGAGGAAACAUUGUAAAUACAUCUGCCAUGCCUACGCAAGAAGUUGAUAAUGGCGGCAUCGAAAAUCCUCUCGAUAUCGAUUUUCCCAAAGUAUUCAAUCAAAUGCAAAAAGAUCAAGGAUUACCAUAACGAUUUAUGGAACCUAAUUAUUCUUAAAUCUUAGAAGCUUUCAUACAGAAAGAAAGCAGAAGAGAAGCGUAAAAUCAUCUCAUGUCAGUAUCAAAUUGAUACCUUUCAAUAUAGAGAAAUUAUAAUUUAUAUAAAUUGUGAUAGAACUUGUGCAAUGCAAAACGUGUUAUUGUAUAUACAAGAAUAAAUCGUUUUAUUAAUUUUAGAACUAAAUAGAAUAAUUAUUGAUUUCUUUUAGCGCUAUUUUUGUUGAAAACAAUUGGAAUAGAUUUACAGAUUCUUUCGUUUGUUUGUUUUUUUUUUCUUUCUUUCUUUCUUCAAUGAAACGUAUAAACGAAAAUGAAAAAAAAGAAAGAGAAGUAUAAACAAAAAGUAAAAUAUGUGUUUUUAUGAAGUACUUGUAUUUAUACUCGGUGUUGUAUCCAUCAUACCGUCAUCAAUCCCAUCUUCAUCGUCCUCAUCUUCAUCCUCCGGUUCAACUUCAGUUUCAAGCAAUCGUAUUUUUCUGUUAUUUUCGUUAAGGAUUGCUGCUACUUUUCGUGCACCGCUAACUGCCAAUCGUCUUGCAGAUAUACCUUGAAAAGCUCUUGGCCAUAUGGCACCCAUAACAUCGGUUAAACAUAACGAAGACUGGCUUUGAUGAUCUAACAAUUUGACAUGACUCGAUGGUAACUGUAGAAGAGUUGAUGAAUAAUUCUGUUUGUUCAAUAAAAGAAGACUAAGAUAAUCUUGCGAAUAAAACUGUAAAUCGGCUAUCGCAUUGUCGACAGAACUUUUCGAAAAGGAUCCUAAGAAAAAAAGAAAUGUAUCGUCAAGUUAACAUUAACUCGAAAUAUAUUUUAAUUGAAAAUAUU